GAGUCGGUUCUUGAAUCUGUCUUGAGGUGCUGCUUCAAACUUGUAACAGUCAAAAGACUGGAAUUUAAAUAUUACUGACAUUCUGCUAUUCUUCUAGUCUUUUGGUCCAGUUCUAUUACACCUUCGAUUCCUCAAGCGACGAACAUAAAAUCCAAAAUGGCGGUGAACAGCUUGGACCCAGGCGCGGUGUCAGUACCCGCGUGGGCGGAAAAAAUGGAGGCGUACGGCUCAAACCACACUGUAAUUGACCAAGUGCUUCCUGAAAUGAUGCAUCUGAUUGACCCACAUUGGUAUCAGUUCCCGCCCAUGAAUCCCCUGUGGCACGGCUUAUUGGGUUUCGUGAUUGCAGUUCUUGGUUUCAUAUCGUUAUCCGGAAAUGGAAUGGUCAUCUAUAUUUUCACAACUACAAAGACUCUUAAAACACCUUCAAACUUAUUGGUACUAAACUUGGCGGUUUCUGACUUUCUGAUGAUGACUUGUAUGGCGCCGCCUUUAGUGGUAAACUCCUAUCACGAAACUUGGGUAUUUGGUCCACUGGCUUGUGCGCUUUACGCUGCUGCCGGCUCAUUGUUUGGGACUAUUUCAAUUUGGACGAUGACCAUGAUCGCUUUUGAUCGAUACAACGUAAUCGUUAAGGGCAUUGCAGCUAAGCCCAUGACUAACAAUGGAGCUCUGCUGCGUAUUUUAGCUAUUUGGGUCUCGUCAUUAGCUUGGACUCUUGCACCAAUGUUUGGAUGGAAUAGGUAUGUCCCGGAAGGCAACAUGACCGCCUGCGGAACUGAUUAUCUCAACAAGGAUUGGUUCAGUCGAAGCUAUAUUGUGGCUUAUUCUAUCUUCUGCUACUUCACACCUUUGGCCCUUAUCAUAUACUCCUAUUUCUUCAUUAUUCAGGCAGUAGCAGCUCACGAAAGGGCGAUGAGGGAGCAAGCAAAGAAGAUGAAUGUGGCUUCUCUUAGGUCAUCAGAAGCGGCUAAUACUAGCGCUGAGUGCAAACUGGCUAAGGUCGCUCUGAUGACAAUUUCAUUGUGGUUCAUGGCGUGGACACCGUAUUUGGUAAUUAAUUUCACGGGUAUCUUUGAGACAGCUACAAUCAGUCCUCUGGGUACAAUUUGGGGCUCGGUCUUUGCCAAGGCCAACGCUGUUUAUAAUCCCAUUGUUUACGGUAUCAGUCAUCCGAAAUACAGAGCAGCUUUGUACCAGAGAUUCCCAACACUGGCGUGUCAGCCAGCGGCGGAUGACAACACGUCGCAUGUGUCCGGUAAAACUGCAAUCUGUGAAGAAAAACCAUCCGCUUGAUAUCUACAAAAAUUUGACUAUGACGACGACAAUGAAUUACGAAGAAACGUGGUCGAGCUUUAAAAAUAUAUGCAGGAAAAUUAUAUAAUUAUAUUUCUAUUAAAAUUAUAUGUAAAAUAAACUAAAUAUUUAAAUAAUGUAGUAACUAAUAAUAUAACGGAUUAUUAGCAAUUUGUACAUAUUUUGUUAUCCUGUAUAAAAUAUUUAUUUUAUGUUAGAUUUAGAACAACUAAAUGGUUUUAAAUCGUAUAAAAAUUCUCAUUGAAAUUUAAUAGUAACGUUUUGGUUUUCUGCGUUUAUAUUUUCAAGUAUAUUCUUGUUUUAUACAAUAUAUGUUAGCCUGCGGGAAUAAAAAUAUGAAAAAAUAUACAUAGCACGAAUAUCGUUUGGUCUAGCUUUUAUUGUAUAACGUUAUAUUAUUUCAGCGUUUAAAAUAUACAAGCAAAGUGGUAAUAAAAAGACG
Molecule: messenger RNA, 1759 nt
Organism: Papilio machaon (common yellow swallowtail)
Lineage: Eukaryota; Metazoa; Arthropoda; Insecta; Lepidoptera; Papilionidae
Product: opsin-1-like
Biological process (GO): phototransduction; visual perception; G protein-coupled receptor signaling pathway
Cellular component (GO): membrane
Molecular function (GO): G protein-coupled receptor activity
Source: RefSeq, marked provisional